Porites lobata is the source of this 2675-nucleotide messenger RNA. The record is from the annotation of a GenBank genome assembly. NCBI's taxonomy places the organism in Eukaryota, Metazoa, Cnidaria, Anthozoa, Scleractinia, Poritidae.
AUGAUCCGACAACCCAGUAGUGUGAUCAUCGCUGGUCCGUCGGGCAGUGGCAAGAGCGAAUUGGUGGAACAAUGGUUACGGAACCUGAAUGUCUUUCAAGUCAAAUCCCACAAGAUUGUUUAUGCCUAUGAUCGUUGGCAACCCCGGUUCGAUCGUAUGCAAAAAAAGGAUGGGAUUCAAUUUCAUCGCGGGUUACCGGACCCCCGUCAUUUGACUCAAUGGUUUGGUCGGACGCGCGGAGGGGUGCUGGUCUUGGACGACCUGAUGGAAGAAGGGGGACAAGACAAGCGCGUGUUGGAUUUGUUCACCAAAGAUUCUCAUCAUCGCAACAUCACGGUGCUGUAUUUGACGCAAGAUUUAUUCCCGCCUGGCAAAUUUUCCAAGACCAUCAAUCGCAACGCGCAUUACAUUGUGGCGUUCAAAAACCCCCGGGAUCAAACAGGUAUACGGACCAUUUUAUUGCAAGCCUAUCCUGACCGGUGGCGUCAAGUCUUGCGCCUAUUUAAACGCAUCACGUCCCGCCCCUUUGGCUAUUUGAUGUUGGAUGUGCAUCCUGCGUCGGAUGAUCGCUACCGCCUGUGGAGUCAUUUAACGCCCCGAGAAGGCAAAGCGCAAGUCCACACCUUGCGUGCGGAUGUCCCUGCCGUUCGACAACGAACUGCAACGAGAACUCGCCAGGGUCCGCCGGCAAAGAGAAGGCGGACAACAUACUGAUUUAGCAGCCCGCAUGGACACGCCAACCCUCUCGCCCGCCGGCGUGGGCUCCCCCACGGCGCCCCCUCCACCCCAGGAUCUCAGCAGCAUGACGGACAUGGUGACUGAAUUGACUCGACCGGUGGAUCGUGCCCAAUUGGAUCAAGAGAUUGAGGAUUUCAAUUUGACCUACCCGGUCAAUGUGAAUGAUGCCUUGAAUGCGUUCACGUUACCACCCGUGGCUGGCACCGGCACUGCCCCCGUCAACACCACCAACACCACCACGGCACCGCCACCACCCUCCAUCACCACGACCACCCAAACACGACCUGUCACGUCCACCCGAACACGCCCCACGACCACCACGACCAGUCGACCACGACCCGUCACCUCUACCCGAACACGCCCUGCCACCACCGCCACGACCACCACCGCUCCCUCACGCCCCUCCACCUAUCGCCGCAGCGCUGGGGCAGGGACCAGGACCACCACCUCCACGGUGACAACCCCCAUCGGACGCCCCACCAUCGCUGCCAAACAACCGCGACGACGUCCCCGCGUGCCCUCCCCACCGUCCCCCGAUUCGUCCCCUCCGUCCGAGGACGAGGAUGACGAUGAUGAUGACGACGAUCGACGUCGGGGAUUAAGGCGACGGUGGGAUUUGCUCAAUGAAGAUGCUCAACAACGUGCUCGGGGCAGACGUAUUCGCAACAUCACGCACACCAAUACAGUCACCACGGUCUACGAAGAUGGAGGAGGGCGACCAUCGGUACGUCGCACGUCCACCCGCACGUCCAGCCCAAGUCCACCAAGACCACCACGCCGAGGACGGGGCCGUGGCCGUGGCCGAGCACGCGGACGGAGUCGACGCCCGUGAAAAGGACAUAAAAACAGCGUCCUUCCUCCCACCAUCCCAAAAUGUGUGGCCGUUGUCGAAACGCGAUGGCCCCUAGGCGCAAACGCAAACGCACGACUCGACGUCGACCACGGCGUGUGACCUAUAGUCAAGUGGGGGGUGUUGGAGUCGGCCUGCCUGUAGGGAUUCUCAAAGCCGGUUAUGGGAUCACCAAAGCCAUAGGGGAUCAUCAAACCAAGCGUGCCAUCAAAAUUGGCGAAAAACGUCGACGAGAAGUGGCCUCAGGCAAACGGAAACGCUAUGCGGGGGAAUCGUUUAAUUGUUCGAUCAUGUGAAAACGUAUAAAAGGACCUUCGUGGGCCUGAACAGGGGUUAGUUGAAAGAUGGUCCGUGGACCCAACGGUCGCCGACAUCGUUAUGUCCCUCGAAUACGACUCCGGCGACGUGGAUUACAACGCGGCGCUAGGCUACCGCUUUUGGCAAUGGCUCUCUCGCCUCUGUGGCUCAGGAAAUACAAACCAAGAGUCCGUAUUCGACGCCCGGACUAACCGACGACCCAAACGAAAAGCCGUCACGUUUGCUUUGGAUUGGGACGACCAGUAUGAAGCGGCCUUGUGUUCACGGUGUCGAGAUCACAUGCAAACGCAUUAUCAUGGCGAAUUGUGUGGUAGGUGUGGAGCCAUUUUUACCAUAAAUAGACCUUGGUCGUUGCCUGAACUCAAGAUUCAUCAUGGGGUGGCGCAUGGAACGUCAAGCCCCGUUCUUAAAAAGUGUCUUACAAGAAGCCAAUCAACACAAACGACAAGAAUUGUUGCGGAUGGCCAAUGCGGAUCAGAUCAAUGCUAUCAGUGAAUUGGUGAUGAACACCCUCCGUGGCACGGUGCCCCGUUCCCGACACACCAUCACGUUGCUCAAACCCCACGCCCAGAGUCUACGCGCCAUGGCCAAACCCGCCCAUUCCGUCAAACGACGACGCGCCAUCAUGAUGGCUCAAAAAGGGGGCGCCCUCUGGCCUGAACUCUACCGAUGUUAUAAACGUUGCAUGCGCUAGACAAGACACCUCAGUUGCACCAUGGAACCCGAGAUGGUGAGCACCACGGUGGACAACGCCCCUGCUUUUUUAUAA